Branchiostoma floridae (Florida lancelet) is the source of this 1164-nucleotide messenger RNA. Its product is annotated as coadhesin-like. The coding region runs from base 1 to 1164 and encodes 387 amino acids. The transcript has 9 exons. The record is from RefSeq and is a predicted model, not a curated record. Lineage: Eukaryota; Metazoa; Chordata; Leptocardii; Amphioxiformes; Branchiostomatidae.
AUGGGCCAUCAGGCGCCUAUGCGCCAUCAGGCGCGGGAAGGAACUUUGACUUUGAGUAGCCCCAUGCAGAGCAUUUUCAAUGUGAAGGACAAAGUUAAAGUCUACAACGGAGCUACUGGGCGCAGCUUCCAUUUCCCCUGUCCCACCGAUACCGGUUGCCCGUUAUCUACUGACCCCAAUGAUGGGGGUCAGGAACAGAUCGUCUUAGAUCUCGAGGUUGAUGGCGACUGGUCUAACUGGAGCCCAUGGUCUGACUGCAGCGUGACGUGUGGAAAUGGUACCAAGAGUCGGGACCGAAGCUGCACCGAUCCGGCACCAAAGAACGGCGGAGCGGAGUGUGAUGGAGAUCCUGAGCAGACAAAGGGAUGCAACUCGGAAGUUUCCUGUCCAGAACCUGGCAUGUCAGCUUCUGCCAACUGCAGCAAUGGCGACAUGGAGCUGGCAAUUCCCAUUAAUGAGCUGAAGAAAGUCAAACUGGACAACCUUCACUGGUCUGAUCACGACGAGGACAAUUGUCGUGCCAAAAAGAAAGGAACCAACUACAUUUUUCACACAGACCUCUACGACUGUGGAACUCAGGCAAAUUUUACCCAGAAGUACGUCACAUUCCAAAACAGCAUUAUUCUAGAUUCCCAACCGGAAAAUAAUGGUGUCAUCAGCAGGAAAGAGAGCAGCGUUAGGAUCACAUCCAUAUGCAAGUACAAGCGCCAGGAGUGGGUGGAAUCCACCUUCAAGCCUAUCCCGGGUGGACUGAACUUAACGGAGGAGGGGUUCGGGCAGCUGGAGGUCCGUCUCUCCAUGUUUCCCACAAAUCAGUACCACAGUCCAUACCGGGCUAGCCAGUACCCCAUCCACCUCAGGAUGCUGCAGCACAUCUACAUGCAGCUGGAGGUACAGGGGCACGGGCAUAGACUCUCCGUGUUGGCGCUGAACUGUAAGGCUACAAUGUCAUCUCGACCCGACGACACUCCGCAGUAUCAACUCAUCAGGGACGGCUGUCCUUCUGACAAAACCCUGCAAAUCUACAACAUAACCGACAACAGCAAGGAACGCUUUAGCUUUGAAGCUUUUCACUUCAUCAAUGAGUGGGAGGAGGUGUACGUGCACUGUGAGGUGUUGGUCUGUGACGGCACUGAUUCUGGGUCCCGCUGUGCACAGGUCUAG